AUGUGUGAUGCAUCGAAUUAUGCAGUGGGGGUUGUUCUAGGACAAACAAAAGGGUCAAAACCCAUAGUAAUUUCAUAUGCUAGUGAAACUAUAUCCGAUGCUUAAUUAAAUUAUACCACGACUAAAAAAGAGUUGUUAGUUGUAGCAUUUUCGUUAGAAAGGUUUAGAUCAUAUAUUUUGGGAGCUAAAAUUAUUAUUUAUACUGAUCAUGCAGCAUUAAAAUAUCUAUUAAAUAAGAAAGAUACAAAGCCACAUUUAUUAAGAUGGAUUUUAUUGUUGCAAGAAUUUGACUUAGAAAUAAAAGAUAAAAAAGGUUUCAAGAAUGUUGUUGAUAACCAUCUUUCUAGAUUAAGUGAUAUAAGAAUAAAUGCAGCACCUUUACAAGAUGUAUUUCUAGAUGAACAAUUGAUGGCAGCUCAACAUCAACCAUCACCAUGGUAUGCACAUAUUGUUAAUUUUCUGGUUUCUAGAAAAACUCUAGAACAGUGAGAUAAGAACAGAAAACAUCAUUUCUUUUCUAAGAUUAGAAAUUAUUUUUGGCAUGAUCCUGAUUUAUAUUACUUGGGCAAUGAUCAAAUUUUAAGGAGAUGUGUUCCUGAAGAAGAAUAUCAUAACAUUAUUAACAUGUGCCAUUCAUCUAGCUGUGGAGGACAUUUCUCUAGAUGAAAAAUAG
This is a messenger RNA of Spirodela intermedia, 673 nucleotides long. Lineage: Eukaryota; Viridiplantae; Streptophyta; Magnoliopsida; Alismatales; Araceae. The record is from the annotation of a GenBank genome assembly.